Molecule: messenger RNA, 720 nt
Organism: Pocillopora verrucosa
Lineage: Eukaryota; Metazoa; Cnidaria; Anthozoa; Scleractinia; Pocilloporidae
Source: RefSeq, a predicted model, not a curated record
AUGGCUGCUAAGUUCUGUUCGCAGAAGUUGGAAGAAUAUAAAAACCUUGUCGUUUAUCAUGGCGCAUUCAUGACAACAAUUUGUAUUUUAAAUGUAACAUUUUCCAUUGUGACAGUUAUCGCGAACAUCUUUGUUAUCCGUGCCUUGUGGAAAGCUUCGUCGAUUCCUGGCAAUUUAAGGAGAUUAUUCAUGAGUCUCGCUGUCUCUGAUUUCUGUGUUGCUUUGAUUCCUCAACUCACAUUUGGUAUUGUCGUCGCAGUGAUGUUAAAGAGGGCAGGAAGUGGAAACUACGACUUCGGCUUCUUCUGCCCGACAAUUUUAUCAAUUCGACACUUCUUUAUCGUUCUUCUCAUUGCUGCAUCUUUCUUCACCGUAACAGCCAUUGCUACAGACAGACUUCUAGCCAUUUGUCUCCAUCUCCGAUAUCAAGAACUGGUCACGUCAACACGAGUUUCCAUUGCCUUAAUUUGCUUAUGGUUUUCAAGUGGCAUCGCUGCCUCUAUAUUUGUUGCAUUUCCGGGAAAAGGAAUCAUCCUCAUUGUGAUUGCAUUUGUUGGAUUUACCAUAACAACUAUAGCUUACUGUCGUAUUUACAAAGUUGUACGGUAUCACCGUAUCCAAAUAUAUGCUUGCCAAAACAGAUCAGCAGAUGCCACUCGUGGUAGUCAUGUUACAAUGCGUUGUUUCCAGGCUGUUCCAGUUUUUCAUGAAUCUGACUAG